AUGCUUCAGUCCCACGAUUCACCCGAUCUUGGUUUGAGUCGAUCGCCGAAAGAAGAACACUCGACACGAAAUAAAGACCACAAGCCAAAUCCAAAAGCCAUUGUCAUGCGACGAACCGCGCCCAUAAGACUGCGCAAUGCAAGUUCUAUAUCCUCAACAUUCCCCUACAGACCCUCUGGCGCCUCAACUAGCAAGAGGAAGCGCGCUCGAACCGCUGCUAGUACAACCCUAUCCAAAAGAAAAUCAGACACCGCUGCUCCUCCGAAUGCCCAGUGCGGCGUGAGAAUAGGGGACAUCGUUGGCCUAGCGCAACCUGAUGGCAUCACGCAGCAAUUCGCCAAGGUCUCAGAACUAUGUCCUUUUCACAACGAGCAAUUUGCUGUUGUCUGCGUCUGGCUCUAUACACGAGACGAGAUCGCCCAAGAUUUGAUUCGACAUGACCAUAGCCUCACCUCCACCUCCAGUAAUGAAACAUCCUGGCAACACCUGAACGAGCGGUGGUCAUUGAAACAGGAGCGGUACGAUGGAGACGAAUACAUGCUGAGUACAAAGCGGACAAUUGCGCUAUGGGACGCCACCACAAUUAAGCGUGCACCCGACGCCGUGGCCACGAAUAUAUGCCAGAAUUUAAUAUAUAAUAUCGAUCCCUCCGGGCGGAAGAUUUGUGACGUAAAUGAUCCCGUGUGGCGAUGGAUGAAGAAAAUACUUACGUUGAGGCCGGCGGGGCAUACAAUGUCGGUCCUGCGUUCAUGA
This is a messenger RNA of Talaromyces rugulosus, 753 nucleotides long. RefSeq lists its product as uncharacterized. The record is from RefSeq and is a predicted model, not a curated record. The coding region runs from base 1 to 753 and encodes 250 amino acids. The transcript has a single exon. NCBI's taxonomy places the organism in Eukaryota, Fungi, Ascomycota, Eurotiomycetes, Eurotiales, Trichocomaceae.